UCUAGCUAUGGCGUCUAAACGUUCCUUCUCUGAAGAGGACUUCACGUGCCCUGUGUGUUGUGAUGUGUUUAAGGAGCCCGUGCUCCUGUCGUGCGGUCACAGCGCGUGCAGCACCUGCGUUCACCGGUACUGGGACGUCAAACGCUGCCGAGAAUGUCCACUUUGCAGGAAACGAUCCGCGAUAAACCCUACGAUCAACCUGGCUCUGAAAAACCUGUGUCAGACCUUCCUGGAGGUCCGAGGUGAUCCCGAGACACUCUGUGACAUCCAUAGAGAGAAGCUGAAACUCUUCUGUGUGAAUGACGGAGAGGUCGCGUGCUUACUCUGUCGAGAUUCUAGCAAACACCUACAGCACCAAUUCAUUCCUGUCGACGAAGCAGCUUCUGAACUAAAGGGUGUUCUUAUGAGUGCACUGAAUACCUUGAAAAUGAAAAUGAAGAGCCUCCAAGAUGCCCACUUUCAUUGUCAUCAAAAUAUAGAUCACAUAAAGCAACAGGCAGAGUACGUAAAGAAUCAGAUAAAGGAGGAAUUUAAGAAACUUCGGCAGUUUCUGCAAAAGGAGAAUAGAGCCAUGAUGAAGCAGCUGAAGAAGGAGGAGCAGGAGAAAACAAAGAGUCUGGAAAGCAAAAUAGAACAAAUGAAUCAAGAGAUACAGUCACUCUCAGACACUAUUAAAGACCUAAGAAAGGAAUUUGAAUCUGAAGACGUCAAAUUCCUGAAGAACUUUGAGAGGACUUUGGCAAAAUCCGAGUACAAAGAUUCUCAUCCAAAUGUGGCUUCAGGCGAAGUUAUUGAUGUGGCAAUGUACGUGGGAAACCUGCAGUUCAGACUCUGGAACAAAAUGCAGAGCAUCAUUAAAUACACUCCUGUUAUCUUGGACCCAAACACAGCUCACUCGCAGCUCAUUCUGUCUUCGGAUCUGACCAGCGUAAGAGACAGUGAUGAUGACGUUGAGGACAAGGCUGACAAGCCCAGACUACCAGUUUUGGACACUCCUGAGCGGUUUAGGAGUUUGUGUGUCCUGGGGUCUGAGGGCUUCUCUUCGGGGCUGCACUGUUGGGAUGUUGAGGUGGGAAACAGCACCUUCUGGAUGCUCGGUGUGACCACUGAGACUGUUCAGAGAAAAGAAUCCAAUGUUUUUCCCAGAGGAGCUUGGGGUAUUGGGUAUGAUGGUGAAAAGCUGUGUGCUCGAUCCCCUUUGGAAGUGUAUACUCCUCUCACUUUGGCUGCCAAACCCCAGAUGGUCAGAAUUCGUCUGGACAUGGAUUUAGGGGAGGUGUGGUUCUUAGAUCUUGCCAGCAAUGACAUUAUCCACAUGUUCUCACACCAGUUCACUGGGAAGGUCUUUCCCUUCUUCCACAGCAUGUGCAGUCUAUCUCCUCUGAAGAUUAUGCCUCUCCAGCCUUUUGUGAUGCUGGAAGACAUCCCUUAAUGCUCUUGUUUCUAAGUGAUAAGUGGCAGUGAUAAGUGGCGGUGGUUCACAUUACUGACUGUAGUCCAUUUUUAAAGUUGUAAUGUAUUUAUUCUGUUGUAGCAACUUGAAGAACAAGUAAACUAGAUCAGGGUACAGUCUGACAACUUGUUUGAUGCUAAAGAAAGACGUAUGGUGAUGUAGAUUAUGUGGAGAACAUGUCAGUACAGUUUUGUUUUGCUUUCUGUACCUUUCAUGGCUAAAGGUGAAAAAGAUGGAACUAUAUAACAGAAUAUAAUGUGUCAAGUGUUUGUUCACACUUAGACAUAAGGCUGUUACACUUUAAAAUGUUUAUCUUCUACAUCUUGUGCUCUAAUAGUUCCACACAGUUUGUGUUAUUAGUCAGAACCUAGCUCAUGUGACAUCUUUCGGUUUUCACCCUGGUUUUCCCCUAGUCAUUUGUCAUUUUUCUUAGUGUCAUACGUAAAAUAUUAUGCCAAAUUCUGAUUCCAAAUUCUUCUUCCAUCUGAUGGGAGAAGGGACAUUAAAUGAAGUGUUAAAACCUCUUAGCACUUUCUGGCAAAUCAUAGUGUGGGAGACUUUCUAAUGACAAGCUUAUAAGGCAUGACUGAUUUGUUGUGAUGGCCAUGACCGUUAUCGAAACAUGGGUUCAAGGACACACAGUAUUAGAGACCAAACACAGGUGAAUACAGUGAAGCUUUGUUGAAACAUAAAUAACACAAUGGGUAAUGCACUAAUCCACCUCCUAAAUAAAAGCCUAGAUAAGUUUUAUUGAUGGAAAUUGGUAUUGAUAGGGAUUCUAUUCUGAACUUAAGUUUCUUUUUCUGUCUUUUUUUUUUAGCCAUAAUUUCUGGAAAAUCGCUCUGGAGUAUAAAGCCUUGUUUGAACUGGAUUCGUUUUACCUGUAAUCUUAGUGAUUACUAAAGAGAUCUAAAAUUAGUAUACUGCUAAAAUGUAGCAUAACCUGUACAUAUACAUCUUGGCUAUGAUGUUUACAUCUGGACUGUCUGUUUGAGGACUGCACUUAUGCACUUAUUCAUUCUAGCAUCUAAUUCAGUUUAGUUUGAUUUUGUUAUUUUGUUACUUUUAAUGUGUAUUUGCUAUAUUCUUUUAAACCUUUACUUUCCAUAUACUGUAAGCCAUGUUGUGUUAUUUUAUUCAUGUUUCUCAUUAUUUCUUCCUGCAAAACACUGUGAACUUGUGUAGGAACUUGUACAGCCUAGUUUAGUAGUAGAAGCCUUGUUUAAGAGAUGCACAUGGGAUAUUUAAAAUAUGAAGGCACACCUUGUUAGCACUGUGAAAGUGGAUUUCCUCUUGAUUUUUUUAUGUCAUCCUUUUAAAUAUUAUUCAUAAUAUGUAAAGAAAACGUGCUUAUUAUUAUUAUUAUUAUUAUUAUUAUUAUUAUUAUUAUUAUUAUUAUAACUAUUAUUAUGUUAUGUCACUGUAAAAGUCUCCUGGAGGUGCUCACACCAGCCAAUUUGGAAAUUAAUCAAAACCUGAGAAUACAAAACCAAAGAAUAUAAAGGUGCUUUAAACAUUCUGAGGUAUGGUCCAAAAUCCUGCUGUGUGUAGUUGGUGCAUGUAUUUUUUGUUUUUUAUUAUUAUGUAGCUAAUUUUUCUAUUAAAACAU
Molecule: messenger RNA, 3062 nt
Organism: Pangasianodon hypophthalmus (striped catfish)
Lineage: Eukaryota; Metazoa; Chordata; Actinopteri; Siluriformes; Pangasiidae
Product: zinc-binding protein A33-like
Exons: 6
Coding region: 8-1432 (474 amino acids)
Molecular function (GO): zinc ion binding; protein binding
Source: RefSeq, a predicted model, not a curated record